CUACUUAUCAGUACUUCAAAGUUUUAUAUACAGAACUUUGCCUUCUUUGAUGCAGUUAAACGUUUUAUUAGCUAUCAAAUGUUGAAGCAAUUAUAUUUGUUAAUUGUCGGAUAAAAAAUCGCAAAUAGUUUGAGAGUUAAUUUAUUUUCUUUUUGAGCAGCAAAAGCAGAUAUAUACCUAUUUUUACUACUUAUUUUUUACAAAGUUGAUCAAGUAUCGUAAUUUUUAAGUUAGUGAGAGACUUUCUUGUUAGAAGAUAAAAGCGUAUACAAAUCGAGUGUAUAUUUUUAGGAAGGAUAAUUUAGUUUUUUACGGUAUGUUUUGCAAGUUUUCGUGAUAUUUGUUUAUUUACAAAAAACGGGUUUUUUUCUCUUAUGUUUAAAAAAAACUGUAUCUGAAGCAUCGCUCGAAACCAAUCCGUUGUCUGUGUACUUUAUAAAUUCAUACACAUUACAGACGACAAUGUUAAAAACAAAGUGUAAUACCGCGAAUAGAGUUUAUAACUCAGUCACGUGCGACAGCGAGUUGCAAAAAAAAUUAUAAGCAAUCAAAACUAUUUCGCCAAAACAAAAAUAUUUUAUACCUUAGUGUAAAAUUAACGUAAUCAAAAUUAACCGACACUAAUUAUUAGCGUAUACUGUGCCAUUUAUCGCUUGUUCCGUUCAUAAUGUGUUACAUGGCAUGUAUCCGAUAUAUCUGUAAGAAAGUUUGCAAACAAAUUUGAAAAAUUCACGCUGUGAAGUAAAACGUUGUAAGAAAGAGUUUCUUUGCAUCGCUCACAGUUCGAAUUUACGAUCGAAGUGCCUGUGAUCGUAGAGAACAAUUGUGAUAAAACUGAAGAAAAAAAAAACAACAAGUUCAUUGCGUCAGAUUUGCAAUAAGGCGGGUCGCAAAUUUUGCGUUAUAAAGACCCAGCUAAAGAUCUGAUUAUUCUGUUACUUUUAACUGACAUUUCUCUCUUUUGUAAAGUUCCUCGCGUUUGUGCGCAACUGUAUCGUAUAUUAGUUCGAUUUAUCUAUAUAAUAUAUAUACAUACAUAUAUAUAUAUAUACAUAGUUCUGCGUGUAAGCUCGACUAUGAUUUUAAAGAGGCAUUGCGCGCGUCUAUUGUAUAGAUACUCUUAAUACAUAUAUGGUGUAUAUGUCGGUAAAGGAACAAAAAAAAAAAAAAAAAAGAAUUCUUAGCAACCUUGUGUAUAAACUCUUCCACAUAAAUGUGAUACUUACAAAAGGGUAAUAGGCUAAAGUAAGGAGACUUUAGACGCAUAAAACUGAAAAUGUACUUUUUGCUUUUCAUUUUGUUCGCAGGAUGUUUCUCCUUUGAUCUGUAUUAGCCGGUUGACUCAAUCCUCCAAGUUGUCUCGUAUUUUGUAUGUGUAUGUUUCAUCAAGGUUUCGCUAAACGUAGUCUCACAUCAAUGCGUUUAAUUUUUCUUCGUAUAAACACUUUAGAAGAUUCGUGAGAUUUUGCUCUUUCAAACGACACAAGUUAGUUUCAUUGUUUAAUUCAAGAGAAAUGUAUUUGUACGUAUUUUUGUGAAAUUGUGGUAUUUAAGUCUCAAUCUGAAAUUUUAUAUUAGUUUUUGAGAGUUAGGAAAUUUUUAAAAACGAAAAUCAUCAUCUCUAUACAGCGUGUGUUUAACGGAUAUUAUAUUAAUUAAGUUACUACUGCGAUCUAUCUCUAUUUGUAAGUACCAAAGAAUGUCGGAUUAUACAUAUAUUAAAAAAAAAAAAAAAAAAGAAACAGAGAGGACAAAGUGAGAUCAGAAAAAUAAGGAUUGACUUUAUGUAGAAAAGUACCUGUUUAUUCCUUUUUCUUACGUUUUACGUAUGUCUGUGAUAUUUUAGGAAAUGGAUUUUUAUUCAGCUUUUCUAUCACAUAUAUAUAUAUUUUUCACUUGUAUGCACAUUUAUUAUAUGUAAGCAACAGUCGAGAUGUCUCAAGAAUUUUUCCGAGUACAUUUGCUAUUUCUCUGUACAAUGCGAUUUUUUUGGCAAGGACGAAGAAACAAAUGUAUGAUACGCAUACAUUAAAACUCUUAUUUGGAAACUAUUUUGUUUAUUUUCGUUACUCAUGCGUACCAUUUUAUUCUAACACGACGUGAAACUAAAAAAACUACACACGAUGCUAAACCUGUGUCUGUUUACACGCUCUGAUUUAUGUGAGAAGACAUUCCAAGAAAGUGCGUGUGCGUGUGCGCGUAAGGACAUAAGUAGAAAUUAACAAAAUGUACGUUUCUUUGUUUAGAACUCGUGCAUGGUAGAAAAAAUUCUGUUUGUUUCAUAUUUAAAAUACAUUUAUAUAUACUAUAUGUAUCACGCGACUUGCAUGUAUUACACGCAUAUCUCAUACAAAACAAUUAUAUAGAUAGCAAGAAAUAUCGUCUAGUUUUCAAUCAACUAAUAUUUUUUACAUUUCCGUACAACGCGAUCUAUAGUCAGACGUAAUAAUUAUAAUAAAUAUACGAUAACAAGAUUUUGACGAAUAUAGUCUUCUAUGAAAUAUAAAAUAUAUAAAAACAUCUUUUUUUCUACUUUUCGACCGUCUUUUUUUUAAGCUGAUAUUCGAAUUGUCAAUCACGUAAGAAGAAGAAGAAUCACGAGAAUAGAGUUUGGGAGAACACGCGCUACGUAAGAAUGACCACGAAUACAACUUAUACAGUAGCUAAAAACUGAUAAUUGCCUCUUUCCGCCUUUGUAAACAACGAACUUGCGGUCUGCUUAUUCCGGUCAAUGCCAUGAUAAAAUUUAUCGUCACGCCUCGGAUCGCGUUGCAAGUCUCUGCUACGUUCAAAUGUGCGACGGACGUGUUCAUGCAUAAACAAAAUUUGACGUGUUGUUACAAUACGAGAAGACGCGUGACGACGAAAUUAAUUCCUUGACAUAUCAUCAUCAACAGAGUCUUAUCACAAAUUUCUAUAUACAUGCAGAGACACACGCAUGUGGAAAAUCAAAAGAUUCGUGUGUGUGUGUGUAGAUAAAUUGAUAAUUGAUUGCUACUGGAGCUUAUUAUUAUAAGGAAUAUCUUCUUAUAAAGUGCGUCUGUUAAACCGGAACGACAUACAGUGACGAGAAUAACUUAAUGUUCACAAUGAUGGAAGUGAAAACAUCUCACGACGGCAGGACGGACGAUACUCCGGACACUUCUUCCACCAAAAUGGAGACACUGAAGGAUGUUGCGGUCCAGGAACCGUCCGCCAAUCCCGAAAUGCAAGAAGAUUUUGUAGUGAAAGAGCAAGGGAUGUCCGUCGACACGACGGACAAAAGAAAUCGCCAGUCGAACACUUUCGCGGCCAAAAAAACUGUGGCACAAGGUAUGAUGGACGUCGCGCUCAUAACGGCUAAUGCGAACCAACUGCGAUAUCUUCUCGAGUACCAGCAAAACAGCCCUACUUUUUAUCUCACUAUGAGCAUGAUUAUCAUCAGUCUUAUACUGCAGAUUGGCGUUGGAGUCAGUUUGAUCUUCAAGGGUCGAUACGACAUGAAAGGCAAAUCGAAAUCCACCAACGCUGAGAGAAUUAACAAUUACGUCGUGGUGACCGUCUUUCUUAUAACAAUUAUUAACGUAUUCAUAGCCGCGUUUAGUAUAAGCUCGCCCGACACGCAACCCCUUUGAGUUCCAACUUUCAGCAAUGGAGUCCGUAAAUAAGAUUAAACUAAUUACUAUAGUAAAAUUACAUAAUUGUUAUUUUUAUAAAAAGUACAACAAACGUGCCAUAAAAACAACUUAUUGACCGAGAUCUAUAAUUUAAAGAAAAACAUAAUUAUUAAGAAAAACAAAUAUAUAAUUUAUGAUAUGUUUA
Molecule: messenger RNA, 3801 nt
Organism: Pseudomyrmex gracilis
Lineage: Eukaryota; Metazoa; Arthropoda; Insecta; Hymenoptera; Formicidae
Product: ninjurin-1-like
Exons: 3
Coding region: 3081-3614 (177 amino acids)
Biological process (GO): tissue regeneration; cell adhesion
Cellular component (GO): membrane
Source: RefSeq, a predicted model, not a curated record